ACAGAGCGAUUUUCCGAGGGGCCCGGAUCAUCCGAGAUAGCGAAAAACCUAGCGAGAGCCUGUUCUCGAAUCUCGGAUGAUGAUUCGCCCACAGCUGGUUGGUUGGCAGGGCAGCUGAGGGAGGAAGCGGCUGGAGUGUGUUGGCGCGGCUGGCAAGCAACUAGUGAAGCAUUUCGGCCCAGCAGGGUCGCGUCAUGGCAGAUGCCAUCGGCAGCACCACCCCGUAUUUCGGCAUGAGGGUCCUCCCCUACGCUAGCGUCUAACCGCCACUGCAAGGUUGGGUGAUGAAUGAUUGAGAGCAAGCACAGCGAGUCACGAGCCGUCGAAUAAGCGUGAAUGAUUCGCGCCAUGGUCGAACCGCGUUCCGAACGCCAUCGGCAUCGACAUGGAAGCGCGCGGCGCGUGUCGCAAUGCACUGGCCCGAAGUUACGUAGCGCUAGUAACGUGCGAUAGCUUAGUAGCGGCAAGAGCACUUUCGCCUUAGGUGAACUCCAGUGCCCAAAUGACGCCUGCCCUGCCGUCUUAGCUAACCGCGCCAGUCGUGAGCAGCUUGAUUCCCCCCCUCGCACGCCAGUUACCGGCCUCCGUUAACCGCGAGUGGAGCGCGCGGGCGGCAUGAUUCCGUUCCUCAUCUGCCUGCUCUGCCUCACGGGCGGCUGCCUCUGGUGGCUCUUCCGCCGCUGCAUUCACUCCGGCGCCACUGCCAGCAAGGACUGGCCGCCCGCCACCUACGACGAGUUUAAAGACGUCCCUCGGGUGUGCCGCAUCCUGCUGUCCGUGUACGAGGAGGAUAUUAAUAACCCCGUCUACAACGACCGCCUCGAGAUUAAAGACGUCGCGCGGCUCGCGGGGUACAAGGAGACGGAGGGCAAGUGCCCGCCGUACGUUAUUUACGUCGACCACGCCGCCAAGGACAUCUGCCUGGCGGUGCGCGGAUUAAAUAUGGGCAACUUCGCGGACUAUAAGGUGCUAAUGGACAACCGUAUAGGGAAGCAGCGGUUCGACGGCGGGUACGUGCACCACGGCCUCUUAAAAUCCGCGGCGUGGCUGCUGGACCGCGAGAUGGAGACGCUCAACGGGCUCGCGGCCGACAACCCGGACUACACCGUCACGUUUGCUGGCCACUCGCUGGGGAGCGGCAUCGUGGCGAUGAUGACCGUCAUCCUCCAUAAGAACCCCCUCGAAGUGGGCUUUCAUCUCGUGCGCCUCCGCUGCUUCUGCAUCGCGCCCGCGCGGUCCACGUCGCUCAACCUGGCGAUUAAGUACGCUGACAUCAUCAACUCCGUCGUCCUGCAGGACGACUUCCUGCCGCGCACGUCGGCGCCCAUCGACAACAUCCUCGCACUCUCCUUCUGCCUGCCGUGUAUGCUUUGCGUCAAGUGCUGCUGGGACACGUGCGGGCUCUACAAGCGCCGCGUCAAGGACCCCCGCCGCCUGUACGCGCCGGGGCGGCUCUUCCACAUCCUCUACACCAGCGACUUCAGCUGCAAGGAGGAGGAGCCGCAGGUGAAGACAGCCGUGCCGGUGGAGGACCGCUUCGAGAAGGUCGUGCUCUCGCGCACGGCCAUCGACGACCACUCCAUCGUGGUCAUCGAGCGCCGAUCAACGGCUGCGGUGGAGUCCCUGGAGGUGAGAGAGGAGGUGGCGGAGAGCAAGGUGGCGCCCGGGCGGCAGCGCAUGCAGCGGUCGGCGACGAUGAAGGAGCGCAAGGAGGAGUACGCGCGCGCGCUGGAGCGCGCCCUCACGCUGCACGUGCCCGACGCCGCCACGCCCGAGGAGAUCCGCCUGCUGGUGGCUGCCGCCGAGGAGAGGGAGGACGGGGGAAGUGGGGGUGGGUUGCUGGGGUGGAAGGGCGGCGAGAAAAGGGAGAAGGGCGAGCAGGGAGAAGGGAGGGAGAACUCAGAAACGGUGCCCCUUCCAGCAGCAGCAGGGGCAGCAGCAGCAGGGCAAGCUGCAGCAGGGGCAGCAGCAGCAGGGGCAGCAGGGGCAGCAGCAGCAGCAGCAGCAGCAGCAGCAGCAGGGGCGGGUGUUUCUGCUGCGAAGGCGGUAGGCGUUGAGAGAGAGGCAGGGAGGGUUGGAGUAGGAAGUGGAGAAGAGAGGAAAGGGGAGGAGGAGGAAGGGGGGAGUGAGAGGAGUGAGACGCUGUCUGAGUUCUGGCGCAAGGAGCUGGAGGAGUUCCGAGAGAAGGAGAGGCAAGCGCUGCUGGACGAGGAGCGCCACGCGGAGGAGCGGUUGAGGCGCUUCGAGGAGCAGCGCCGGGACGAGCUCAGCCGCCUGGAGGCGGAGGGGCGGGAGGACGGCGGGGAGGAGGCAGACCGGCUGUCGCACUUGUGGGACGGCGAGCUGGCGGCGCUGCGGCGCAAGGAGGAGCAGGCGGCGCUGGAGAGAGAGGCGCAGGCGGCGGAGCGGAUCCGCGCGUUUGAGGAGAGGCGGCGGGCGGAGCGGGAGAGGAGGGCACAGCAGGAGGAGGCGGAGGAGCGGCUGGAGGGGAAGGGGAGGGAGGGAGAGGGGCAUGUGGUGGUGGCGGUGAAAGAGGGGGAUGACGACACUGCCACAACUCCUGCUGCUACACCUCCUGCUGCUACACCUCCUGCUGCUACACCUCCUGCUGCUACAGUUCCUGCUGCUACAGCUCCUGCUGCUUCCGCUGCUGCAGCUGCUGGCACGGCAGGGGAAGUUGUGGUGAGGGUGGAUGAGGGGGCUGGGGGUGGGGCGACAGAGGAAGGAAAGAAACAGGAGAAGCCGGGCAGCGGAGAGACAGAAGGGAAAACGGAGGUGGGAGGGACAGCAGAUAUGGCCAUUCAGGUCGAUGAAGGACCCAUGCUGGAUAAGGCGGCAACAGCCGCAGUGGUAGUGCCAGCAGCAGCAACAGCAGCAACAGUAGCAGCGCCAGCAGCAACAAAAGCAGCAGGAGCAGAAGCAGCAGUAACGUGUGCUGCACCUCAAGGUGCGCGGACAAGCGAGCCGAGCAAGGCAGAGCCCCAGGGGGAGCAGCAGCAAUGGCAGCAGCAGCAGGCACAGCUGGGGCGGGGUUUGAGGGGCGGGUCGGAGGGACAGCGGCAGGCGGUGGCGUCGGCGCGGCAGAAGUGGGAGCGCAUCGUGGACGAGCUCAUCGACACGGGCGAGGGGGACCAGCACACAGGGGCACGGGACGCCGCCGAGGCUCAGCUUCGGGAGGUGCAGAGGUUCAGCAAGCAGCAGUGGCACAAGGCUCGGUCAGCGUUCCUGUCAGGCGUGGGGAGCCUGUCGAAGAAGGCCGGCAUGGGCAUCGAGAUCUAAGUGCAGAGCACUCGUGGCAGUCCAUGCAUGGCUGGCGCCACCGGUAUCCCGUGCUCGUUCCAAUGGACCCCAGGAGUGAUUGCUUUGCUGCAAACCAGCUUUGCAGUCUAGGUAGGUAGGUAGUGAGGCAGGUACUCCAGCGUCGUGCUGUUGUGUGUGUGUUCGCUUCCGCAUGCGUGGCAUGGCAUGCCAUCCCAUGCAUGCCAGUGGUGCUCCUAAGUGCAAGGGUUAUUAUUAUUUCUCUUGAUUCAUUCAGGGCCAGGCUGUCAGGCUACCGAGUUACCAUCUACGGUACAUAAAAAACCAAGACUUCU
This is a messenger RNA of Closterium sp. NIES-67, 3593 nucleotides long. The record is from the annotation of a GenBank genome assembly. NCBI's taxonomy places the organism in Eukaryota, Viridiplantae, Streptophyta, Zygnematophyceae, Desmidiales, Closteriaceae.